AUGAGCACAACAUCAAAACCAAAGUCCACCAGUCGAUCGUAUCCUUGGUCUCAGAAAAAUUUGAUUUCUUUUAAUCCUUUCCCUCUGUACGGCCUCUCUGUGAGUGAUCAUGCCGUUCGCGAUGAAUUAUUUAUUUUUGGAGGAUUGACUCAAGGGAAAACCAUCAAUGAUUUGUAUGCCGUAGAAGUCAAUACAAUGAAUAUCACGCAUAUAAUGACUUCAGGAGAGGUUCCUGGUAAAAGAUGUCGUCAUACGCAAUUAGUUUACGAAAAUAACCUAGUCGUUUUCGGUGGCGCAUCCGAAAAGGUUGAAGAUAAAUUGGACGAGGGCAUAUACAUCCUUGACACCGAAUCCAAAACUUGGAGUAAGCCCAUUGUAAACGGUAACGCUCCUAACGGUCUAAUCGGUCAUACUGCCACAACCAUUGGAUCCGUGCUUUAUAUAUUUGGAGGGCAAAAAUUUGGAAAAUAUUAUAAUGAUCUGAUCUGCCUCGAUCUGAAGGCUCUAAAGUUACAAAGAAAAAAGAGUAAAUUUAACAAAUUUUCUUUGGGAAGAAGCCGAGCAAACUCAGUGGCACCUUGUUGGAGUGUUGUUAAUACAAAAGGUGAACAUCCUCCGGUUCGAAGUGGACACACUGCUUGUUCCUAUGAGAAUAAAAUCUAUGUUUUUGGAGGAACCGAUGGUCAUAAAUGCUACAAUGACAUGUGGUGCUAUGAAGAAAAGACAAAAACAUGGUCGAAUUUGUCAUGCAUUGGAUUUUUUCCUGUUCCUCGAGAAAGGCAUGCUGGUGUAAUUGUUGAUGGCGUUAUCUACAUUUUUGGCGGGAUAACACAGAAGGGUGAAGAGCUAAAUGAUUUGGUAGCAUUUAGGAUUGCCAAUCAAAGAUGGUACAGGUUUCCACAAAUGGGACCUUCUCCCAGUGCCAGGUAUGGGUUAUCCAUGUCUGCAGUAAAUGACAAAAUUUUUGUCUUUGGUGGGGAUUCCAAACAAUCGCCGAAGCCAGAUUCGGAAGGUGACAUUCAUAUACUAGACACCGCCAAAAUAAAAUUCCCACCUGGUACCCUACCUGGUAUGCCAACGAUGACACGUCGAGAUUCCUCUUCACUGAGACAGUCGAUCGACUCAUCGAGGUCUGAAAUUUUUCAAGACGAGCCUUCAACAAUACCUAAAAUUUUGGUAUUAGCACCACAAUCAGAAUCGGAGGAAAAUAACGAACAGCUUGUGUCCUCUUAUCAACAACCACCUUCCGAAUCUCGUGGAAAAAUGAAACCCAAUCUUGUGAUCAAGGUACCAUCAAUUGGAGACCUAAAAAAGCAUAUGCCCACAGAUCCUAGUCUUCGAAGUACGUCAACUGAUUCCGAUCAAGAUACCGAUGAAAGGAUUAAAAUAUCACCGCCUCUUGAACUACGAGACGAAAAUGCUUCCACGAAUAUACCUCAGGCUAUAUCAAAAAUAUUUUCGGUGGAUGAGGAUAAUGUGUCGAUGUUAGAUUUAGGAAAAAAAGAUCAUUUGGUGAUGUCACGCCCGCCAGAAAUUGAAUCUGUUAAUAUUGAUAUCGUGGAAACCAAAACUCAGUUAGAUACGAUAAAUGAGGAAACAGAGGAUUCAGAAAACGCCGACUCGGAAGAAGAAUCUGAAUACUCAAGCUCAGAAGAAGAAUAUUCCCAUGAGGAGGAAUUUCAAGAAAAUGAGACGCCUAAUGAGACAGAAAUUCACGUGGAAGGUUCGAACUUGCGAUCAGAUUCGGAGGAAGUCGAUGCUCAAUCUAACGCGGAUAUACCCGCCCAAGACAAUCUCGACGAUGAACAACCCCAUGACCAUCAAGUUUCACCAUUACAAGAUAUUCGCGAGGAUGAAACUCUCGAACAAAGCACGCAUGUCACUUCACACAUAGUAAGUCCGUCUACAUUGGACCGGCCUGGCAUUGGUCGAGUUAAACAUUUAUCUCUUCCCGGCAACCUUGAAAAUUACUCAUUGUCAAAAAGAGGCGAACAUGACUAUGAUGUGUCAUUGUUGAUGAACCGACUCACAAUACAAUCGCCUCUUGUUCCAUCGGUAUCGACACCUGAUAAAGAGAGCUUUAUGUCAUUUCCGGAGUCGGGCACAAGCUCUCCCGAAUUGAAUGUGGAUGAUUCCAGAGUUGACGAAAAAGAAGAACAUGUUAUGGAACUGAAAAAAUAUGAUCAGGAUAUUGAGGAAUACAAACGACGGGAAACAUGGCUCAACGCUGAAUUGGAUUUGGCCAAGAAAUUAGGUUAUGUGGUUGAUCUAAGUUAUAGCGACGAUGUCGAUCUCGAAGUGAUGAUGACCAAUUUCGGAGAACCAGGAAGCGAAAAGUAUAGAGUAAUGCAGUCAAUUGUUAAUAUGAAACAGGAAUUGGCGAAAGCGAAGGAGGUUAUUAAGACGCAAGAACUAGUUGCAUCGGAAAAGGUGAUGGCCGCCGAAAAGGAAAGAACGGCCGCACUAGAAGAGGCCGCACUUUACAAAAGCAAGCUUGACGAGUUUGAAUCCUCGCACAAGGGUAAACAUGAUGAAUUUGAAUCCCCUGGACUGGAAACCAGUUCUCAAGAAUCAGAAAAAAUCAAGAAACUCGAGUCUCAAUUAGCUCAAGUACUCAAAGAGAACAAAUUACUAUCAAAUCAGUUACUCAGGUAUUACAAGAAAACUGAAAAGGAAAGAACGAAAGCGCAAUCGUACCAAGAACGCGAAAAUUUUGAAAACGUGCGAACGGAAACGUCCAAUGAAUCUCGAGAACAAGUGCUUCCGGAGUUGGAAAAAUUAAGGGCACGCGUGGUGAAUUCUGAAGCUCAAUUGGAAGACAGCAACAAUCGAUUGUCAAAAAUGGACUCGGAAUUACAAAAACACAAGGAAGAUUCCAGAGUACAGGUAUCACAUCUAAAAGAGUCCCUUGAACGAUAUCACAUAAUAUUUGAGCAAAUUAAUACCUCAAUAAACGUCACGAACGAGAGGCACGAUAGAUUAGAAAAAUUAUUGAAAAAACUAAGAAAUAAGAAAAUUAAAUAUGAAGCAGAGGUCGCAGAAUUGAAAGUUGAACUGAACAUAAAACAGGGCGAAGUGGCGCAAGUCGAGGAUAAAAUUAAGGAGAUGGAAAAAUUGUUGGAAAAUAUCCAGGAUGAAGGGAGGAUAUUGAGAUUGAUGAUGCAAGAAGGUAUAAAGGAAUUGUUGAAUAUUAAUAUAGGGGGCAACAAGGAAGGAAACAUUUGGCAGACUAUGAGAGUGAAGCAACUCGAAGAGGAGCUGAAACAAUUGAAAAGUUUGCAAGAUGAAAAUGGUGUCUAG
Acaulospora morrowiae is the source of this 3300-nucleotide messenger RNA. The record is from the annotation of a GenBank genome assembly. NCBI's taxonomy places the organism in Eukaryota, Fungi, Glomeromycota, Glomeromycetes, Diversisporales, Acaulosporaceae.